GCACGUACCUAACCAAAUCAACCUCCCCAACAAUCGAUGGCCAGUCCUCAACACAAGGAGAGGAAAGGGUCGCUCACAACGUGCGACAUUCGUGACCCCAGACCCUUUUGAGGGUGUGAUGCUUUGGGAACGUCGGACCAUCCAUCGAAAGGUCUGGCGUCCUAAGGAUGCCGAACCAUCAGAUGCUCCGGCGUCGUCAAGGCGUCGGAGCAUUGAAGGGUCUGGCGCCUCAACGACGCGGGAUAAUCAGAUCGCUGAAGGGCGUGGCGCCCUCGAGCCUCCGGAUCAUCGGAUGGCACGACCAUCAGAUUCUCUGACGUCGUCAAGGCGCCUGACCAUUGGAGGGUCUGGCGCCUUGAGGAUGCUAGAGCAUCGAGGGUCUGGCGCCUUGAGGAUGACGGACCAUCAGGGGGUUUGGCGCCUUGAGGAAGCCGGACCAUCAGAUGGCCUGGCGUCCUCGGAACCGCCAGACCUUCCGGUGGUCCGGCGUCCUCGAGCCGCCGGACCAUCGGAUGGAACGACCAUCAGACGGUCCCCGUCGUCAAGGCGUCGGACCAUCGGAGGGUCUGGAGCCUUGAGGAUGUCGGACCAUCGGAAGGUCUGGGGCCUUAACGAUGUCGGACCGUCGGAGGGUUUGGUGCCUCGACGAGGGCGGACCCUCUUACCGGACCGUCCGAUGGUCUGGCGGCCUCGAGCCGCUGGACCAUCGGAUGGCACAACCGCCGGAUGGUGCGGCGUUGUCGAGGCGCCGGUGCAUUGGAGGUUCUGCCGCUUUGACGAUGCCGGACCAUUGGAGGGUCUGGCGCCUUCACGACGUCGGACCAUCGGAGGGUUUGGUGCCUCGACGACGCCGGACCAUUUAACCGGACCAUCGGCGUCGUUGAUGCGCCGGACCAUCGGAUGAUACAACCAUGAGAUGGUCCAGCAUCGUCGAGGCGCCAAAACAUCG
Messenger RNA from Chara braunii, 949 nucleotides. The record is from the annotation of a GenBank genome assembly. Lineage: Eukaryota; Viridiplantae; Streptophyta; Charophyceae; Charales; Characeae.